This is a messenger RNA of Ailuropoda melanoleuca (giant panda), 8149 nucleotides long. RefSeq names its product PHD finger protein 21A (gene PHF21A). Lineage: Eukaryota; Metazoa; Chordata; Mammalia; Carnivora; Ursidae. Gene Ontology annotation, biological process: negative regulation of transcription by RNA polymerase II. Bases 1637 to 3538 code for a protein of 633 amino acids. Gene Ontology annotation, cellular component: histone deacetylase complex. The transcript has 21 exons. The record is from RefSeq and is a predicted model, not a curated record. Gene Ontology annotation, molecular function: chromatin binding.
UCCCCCGCCCGCGCCCCCGCCGGGGGGAGGGGCGCGCGGAGUGGGACUCUUUCCGUUUGGUCCAGCCCCGUCGUGCACGCAGUUCCCAACACUUCUCGUCAUCCUCUCUUUGGUCUCUUUAUUCUGCUGAGCGGUGCUGUUAGGAUUUCUUUUUUUCCCCUGACCACGUUCGCGAUGGUGGGUAGCAGCAAGGUGGCCCUGGUAGGGGAGGGGUUGAUAUCGAGAUUGGGCACCGGGGGAAGAAUGUCUUGUUUCAACUUUGUCUGUGGCUUGCACCCCCGGAGAAGGCCACACGCCGGUUGUAGGGUGCAGAUGUGCUGAGAGUGAUUUCUAAGUAGUUGAGUUGUUGAGAUGAGGGUACGACUGCUAAUGGUAGGGAGGUUUUGUUUUCAUUGGUGAAUCUGGUGUCAUCAUAUUCGGGGCAUAUGUUGAAAUAUUCUUUGUUUAGGUCUUGAAGUAGAGGAUCUCACUCUGCACGUCCACAUUGUGUUGUUUUUAAAUGAUGUCUGCAAGUGUGGCUUUCUAGAAUUUCAAAUGUGAGUUAAGGUCCGGGCGUGUGUGGGCCUUAGCAUUGGCCUUGACAGUGAACUUUGUGGCUGUGUUUUGGAUUUCAGAGAUUUGCCCCGUAGCUGGGGUGCGAGCUGUGCAUUUUUUGUUAAUAGUAGGUGUCAGGAAUGUAGAUGCUUAAGUUGGGGACAUUAAAGGGAGAACAUUCCUGUAUUAAUAAUUGAUAGCUGAAUAUUAGAAUCAGAUUAAUUUGGGUUGAUGAAAGUUUUUUUUUUUUUUCCCUCCCAAAAGCAGCUGUGCGCUCUAGGAAGGAAGCCUGUACAUAGGCACACUUUAUAGGGGUUCUUUAGGGCAGGGAGCUGGAAUAUCUCCUUUUAGAGAGGGUACUCAUCCACAUCUCUAGCUUCAUUGAGGGCCUGGUAAGGGGACUGAAAUUGGGGCUAAGACAUCUGCGUGUACUUUUCAGUGUUUAUGUUGUUUGUUUACAUCUGGUGUUUAUCACAUUUGGGCACUAGAAGUAAAUAGGUCAGUUUUUCUUUUGGUUUUUGAAGAGUAGCCCCCUCCCCCCCUUUUUUUUAAGUUUCACGAUUUACUUGGUUUCACAGCAUUGUAGGAAACUGUUACUACAUUUUUACUGGAAAUACUGUUAUUCAUUUUGAUUUUGCUUUGAAGGGUCCAUCCUUUUCCCCAUUCAGUCAUCUGGAAGGAGCGGCCUCAGAAAUACUCUUCUUCUGCUUACAUGAAGAACUCUAAAUGCUAUCCAGCAGGAGGUGCUACAGCAAGAUAAAGCAAAUCUCUCAAUUUUGAGGGUCUUGCUACUUCUUACAGCUCUGUUAGCUUCAACUAAGCACAGGAUUAACGCCUUAAAGUUCCAGAAAGAUUUUGAGGAGCAAGAGAGCUGAAGGAGAGCCCGUUUCCCCAAAAGAGGACUUCUCAGAACCUUUAAUAUGCUAAUGUGCAUUGUGAAUCUCCAAGAGGGGGAUAUGAUAUGCAGCAUUCUUGAAUACUUCUAAUGACAGGGAGCCCACUACCUCAUAAGCUGCCGUGAGAAGAGGAGUUUGUUAUUUUAAACGGAGGCUGAAGAAACUAUAGAAUUAGCAGACAUAAGAGAAAGUGGAGAAGGUGGAGGAUGGAGUUGCAGACUCUACAGGAGGCUCUUAAAGUGGAAAUUCAGGUUCACCAGAAACUGGUUGCUCAAAUGAAGCAGGAUCCACAGAAUGCUGAUUUAAAGAAACAGCUUCAUGAACUCCAAGCCAAAAUCACAGCUUUGAGUGAGAAACAGAAAAGAGUAGUUGAACAGCUACGGAAGAACCUGAUAGUAAAGCAAGAACAACCAGACAAGUUCCAAAUACAGCCAUUGCCACAAUCUGAAAACAAACUACAAACAGCACAGCAGCAACCACUCCAGCAGCUACAACAGCAGCAGCAGUACCACCACCACCACGCCCAGUCGGCUGCACCCUCUCCCAACCUGACCGCUUCACAGAAGACUGUCACUACAGCUUCUAUGAUUACCACAAAGACACUACCUCUCGUCUUGAAAGCAGCAACUGCGACCAUGCCUGCCUCUGUUGUGGGCCAGAGACCUACCAUUGCUAUGGUGACCGCCAUCAACAGUCAGAAGGCUGUGCUCAGCACUGAUGUGCAGAACACACCAGUCAACCUCCAGACGUCUAGUAAGGUCACUGGGCCUGGGGCAGAGGCUGUCCAAAUUGUGGCAAAAAACACAGUCACUCUGCAGGUUCAGGCAACACCUCCUCAGCCCAUCAAAGUACCACAGUUUAUCCCUCCUCCUCGACUCACUCCACGUCCAAACUUUCUUCCACAGGUUCGACCCAAGCCUGUGGCCCAGAAUAACAUUCCUAUUGCCCCAGCACCUCCUCCCAUGCUUGCAGCUCCUCAACUUAUCCAGAGGCCCGUCAUGCUGACCAAGUUCACCCCCACGACCCUCCCUACCUCCCAGAAUUCCAUCCACCCCGUCCGUGUCGUCAAUGGGCAGACUGCAACCAUAGCCAAAACGUUCCCCAUGGCCCAGCUCACCAGCAUUGUGAUAGCUACUCCAGGGACCAGACUCGCUGGACCUCAGACUGUACAGCUUAGCAAGCCAAGCCUUGAAAAACAGACAAUUAAAUCCCACACAGAAACAGAUGAGAAACAAACAGAGAGCCGUACCAUCACUCCACCUGCUGCACCCAAACCAAAACGGGAGGAGAACCCUCAGAAACUUGCCUUCAUGGUGUCUCUAGGAUUGGUAACACAUGACCAUCUAGAAGAAAUUCAAAGCAAGAGGCAAGAGCGAAAAAGAAGAACAACAGCAAAUCCAGUGUACAGCGGGGCCGUCUUUGAGCCAGAGCGUAAGAAGAGUGCAGUCACAUACCUGAACAGUACAAUGCAUCCUGGGACCCGGAAGAGAGUUCCUAAAGAGCACUGGCCCAGGGGUGAUAUCCACGAGGAUUUUUGCAGCGUUUGCAGAAAAAGUGGCCAGUUGCUUAUGUGUGACACGUGUUCCCGUGUGUAUCAUCUGGACUGCUUAGACCCUCCUCUGAAAACGAUUCCCAAGGGCAUGUGGAUCUGUCCCAGAUGUCAGGACCAGAUGCUGAAGAAGGAAGAAGCAAUUCCAUGGCCUGGAACUUUAGCAAUUGUUCAUUCCUAUAUCGCCUACAAAGCAGCAAAAGAAGAAGAGAAACAGAAAUUACUUAAAUGGAGUUCAGAUUUAAAACAAGAACGAGAACAACUAGAGCAGAAGGUGAAACAGCUCAGCAAUUCUAUAAGUAAAUGUAUGGAAAUGAAGAAUACCAUCUUGGCCCGGCAGAAGGAGAUGCACAGCUCCCUGGAGAAGGUAAAACAGCUGAUCCGCCUCAUCCACGGCAUCGACCUCUCCAAACCUGUAGACUCUGAGGCCACUGUGGGGGCCGUCUCCAACGGCCCGGACUGCACCCCCCCUGCCAACGCCGCCACCUCCACGCCGGCCCACUCCCCCUCCUCCCAGAGCUGCACAGCGAACUGUACCCAGGGGGACGAGACUAAAUAACAGAGCCCCGCGAGGAGAAGCCACGGGAUCCCGGCGGCAAGGAGAGCAAAAACACUGAAGACUCUAGAAAAGCAAAGCCGGAUUUCUUCUGGAAAGUACAGAAUUCUUUUGGUUCUUUGGUUCCAGAGAGAGAGAAGAUGCUUGUGCCAGGUGGCACCAGAGUUUGCCAAUUGAUCCUUCUUAUUCUGUGUGUACAUGCAAAGAUUGGACCAUGUUACAUGAACUAGUGCCAGCUGGAGGUUCUGUGCCAGCACCAUGCCAAGUGAAAUAAUAUAUUUACUCUCUCUAUUAUACACCAGUGUGUGCCUGCAGCAGCCUCCACAGCCACCAUGGGUUUGUUUUUGUUUCGUUGGGUGGGGAGCAGGGACGGGCGGAGGGAGGAGAGCAGGUUUCAGAUCCUUAUUUGCCGAGCCGUUUGUUUAGGUAGAGAAGACAAGUCCAAAGAGUGUGUGGGCUUUCCUGUUUCUAAACUUUCACUACUAUAAAACCAAAAAAAGGAAAUCGAGAUUUAACCAACCCCAGUGCCCAGAGGAGGGAUGGGAGGGAAUGGGAGGGAGCCGGGGUGGGGAAAGUCUAUCAAAUAAGCAGUAUUUCCUAUUGUCUGGGGUGGGGCACAGUGCCCGGAGAGGUGGACACCGAGGACAGCCACGGGGUCCUUCUCCCGCGGACUCUGCUUCCCGCCCCUGGGCGCCCCCCCCCACUCCCCGCGUUCCUUCCCUGCUUUGGCAAAUUGGCGCGCAUCCCCGUGGAUGAUCCGGUUACCUUCCCUCUCCAAGGACAGGCAAGAGGCCGCCUCAGCCGGGGCCAUUGCCCGGGGCAGGGAAAAAGGGUGUGUCCAGGGAGGAAAAAAAAGGUGGAUCAGUGAUUUUUACUUGAAAACAAGCUCCAUCCCUUUUCUAUAUUUAUAAGAAGAGAAGAUUCUGAGAGAAGCAGCACGCGACCCAGGUGUGUGUGAAUUGAAUGGAGAUGUUUCUUUUCUCUUUUUUUAAAUUUUUGUUUUGUUUUGUUUUCUUUAAGAAAAAGUUUUAUUUUGUUGUUUCUUUUACUUUUUUGGUAACAAAAACUAAAAUAAGGAAUAGAAAAGCUGUUUUUCAGGCUGACAGUCAAUUAAGGGUAGUCGAGGCCGUGCAUGGUAGAAUAGGAAUCAUAGUGUCAGUGAGGUCCAGUGAGUCCGUGUGAGUCCUUGUGUCAUCGUUCGGGGCACUGUUUUUUAUGCAAGGGCAAAAAUCUUUGUAUCUGGGGAAAACAACAACAACAACUUUUUUUUAAAUUAAAAAGGAAAAUAAAAGAUAUUGAGGUCUUCCUAGUGUUACUUAAAUUAAGAUCAAGGUAAGAAACAUUGUAAAAAAAAAAUUACAAAAGUGCUAUUUGUUUCCUAAAAACAGUGAUUUCUAUUAAAAAGGUGUCAGAACUGGAGAAAAUGCUGUGUAGUUAUAAUUUUUUAGCACAGAACCUGCUGAUCAUGAUGACAUUUUGCUGUGUUUGUGUCUCAAGACUGGUGGGCUAGUCUCCGUGAUUUCUGUCCUCUGGACGACUGCAGCCCUGAUGGGCAGCGGCUGAGCCCUCCCACCACUCUCCCCUCCUCGGAAAGGACUGUCCUCUCUUCUUGGCGCAGGGAUCUGGGCUUCUGGUUUUGAAGCCCACAUGGAGUGUGGAUGGUAUCAGGGCCCUACCCUACCCAUUGUCUCCUCGGAUUUUGCUAGAGCAAAAGGCUGGUGCCUAUAUAAGAUCCCUUCCUUUGGUGCUGCUCUCCGUCUUUCAGCCACCAGCAUUGUGAGUGCCUGGGGGACAAUUUUGAAGGACAUGGCCAGUGACACUCAUUGGUGCCCAGGCACCCUGGCCUUGGUGGGAGGGUGCAGGGGGUAGGCUGGCUGCAUCAGCCCUUGGUGCUGAGAAAGAACAAAGGAGUGAGAUGUCUUGAGGGUACAUGGUGUCUCUGAGACAAAGAGCCCCAGGGUGGCCUUUAUGUCUGUCUUGCCUUUGAAGAGGUCUGACUCUAUAGCGCUUUCUCUGCCUGCUGGCUCCAGGUACUGGGGAUAGAGUUUACUGCCCUUUGCCCAUCCACAAGCUUCCUGGGCGACCUUUGGCUAGAACUGCUGUGCUUGCCUUGGCUUGGCCUGUCUCCUUUUUGAGAAAACUAGGGUUCUGAAAGACUCAGACCAUUUCUGUCAUCUUGCCUCGUGCGAAGUGAAUUUUGUCAGGUGUGUGCCCUCUUCAGAGACCUUGGCCCAUCGUGUGCCUGGCCCAUGGGAGGGAGGCAGGCGCUCGUCGCCCCAGCUCUCCUGGGACAGCUCUCCCAAGCCCGCCCCAUACUCCAUAAUGGCCAGAGUCUAGGAGGGGCAGAAAAGGUCCUGUUAGUUUCUCCCUCGCCCAGUUAGGCCCAGAGAUCCCAGUUAGAACCCUGAAAGCAAAUUCAAGAGAAAGGGUUACUUCUUAGGUCAAAUAUGCCUCAUCUCUGCCGGCCAUUUCAUCUUCCCAGGAAUGUUAGGGGACUAAGAGUGGCUUAUACAGGCAUCAGAGUCAGGCCCUGGCUGCGAGGUUGCCUGAGAAGGACAGAGGAGCUCCCUUUUCUCCUGUAGAAACCAAGGUGCUACGUCUAGUCAGGGAGCUUUGGAAAUGCCUGGACUAGUUGGAGAGGAAUAGUUGGCAGAGGCUCAGAGCCCAGCAGCAGGCUGUGCGUCCGUUCUUAAGCUCUCCCAUUUGACUUGUCUGGGCCCAGAGACUGGGAGUUGCCACAUAAGACCUAUCUUUUCUUGAAAGAAGUUAGGAAACGAUCAUCACUAGAGGCCUUGGUUCGGAAAGGAGCUGUGUGCGAAUUCUCGGGGUGUUGGGGGCGAUGGGGGGCAGAGCGAGGCACUGACUGGUAUCUUGCCUGCUGCUGUGAGUACGCACACUCCGGCCUCACCCGGGGUUGGGAUAGGGAUUCUUCCUAAAGUGCAGGCACGAGCUAUUUUGUGUGUGAGUCAGCUGGUGUGGAGCACAAAAUGCAACUCUGCCCCCAAACCCACGUUCUGGACUCAAAUUCCAAAACUUAACUUACUGCCAAGAAAAGGCCCUGGUCACUCCGCCUCCUUUUCCUCUACUGUCCUGCCGAGAGAAGACCCUCUGUGCCCUAGACCUGUGGGUGCUUGUGACCACCCGAGACACAUGUUCGUGACUCCUCACCUGGGCUGUCUCCACCUCCCUCUUCUCCUUUCCCUCUGCUGCUCUUUCACCAUGCCCAGGCUUAGCUGCUCACAGGCACAUCUCAGACCAGCUGGCUUCGCAGUCACUUCAGAGCCCAGGGAGUGGCUGGUCUGGGACGAGGCGUUGGCUGCCCCUGGGCCCUUGAUCAGGAGGCCAGUGGCGCAGGCACUGCACCCUGGAGCCGGUGAGGUCAUGUUGCUGUCAUCUUCCUGCCUCACAUUCUUCUUGCCAAUGGCCCCCGCAGGUCCUUUUUCUUUGCUGGAGCCUGUUGGGUCUUGUCUCGCCUCUGCUGAGCUCAUCCGGAGUUCUGCUCUCUCCGUUCCUUAUCAGGCCCUUUGGGGCAAGCGGGCUCGGGGGGCCUUCUCUGCGCAGGGCAGCAUCCGAGUGCCCAGUUUCCCUGCAGGGCCUGCCUGUCCUGGCUUCUUCCUGGCUCAGGCUCAGUAGUGCAGGUGGGCACAACGGCCGCCCCCACGCCUCUGCUCAUAAGUGAGGGUGACUGUUUCCCGCUAGGUCUGCAUGGACGGUUGCCCCUCCAGCCAUCUCUGAUACUUCCUCUGGGGGCCAGCAGAGCCUCUCUGGGCUCUUACUCCCAAGUCACACCACGCACACUAAGAGGUUUCCUCCCUUCACUCCCUUUCAGGGUGUGGUCUUAUUUAUCCAAAGGGCUUAAUUUAGGAGACUUUUACCCCAGGGGUAAAAGGCUCUCCUGGGUAGUGGGAUGGAUGGUGGCCCAGGUACGCUCCAGGCCCUGGGUUCUCCAGAUUCCAUGGCUUCUGUUGGAUAGGGGCAACUCUGCUCUGUAAAUGACUGUGGGCCUCACCCCCACCCCUCAGCUGGGCACCUUGACAGGAAACAGGAGACCCAUUCUCACCCUGACUUAUAGCCGUCCUCGGUGUCCGCUCCUCUCCAAGGGAGGGGGCGGCCCCCGGGAAGAUUUCCCUGGCCCUCCGGCAUUAGUGAAGGGGAGGACGCUGGGGGUCGUCCCCCCCAGAGAGCCAGGGUGGAACUUUUAAAAAGAGCCCUCGUAGAGGAAGGGCAGGGCUCACAGAUUCCACUUUGCUCCCCCCUCCCACGAGGCCCUUCCUCCCUGAGGACUCCCCCAUCCCCCACAGCAGCCUUUGGCCCCUGCACCUCUGUCUUUGGGUCCUCAGCCCAGGGUAAGCUGCAGUCAGGCAGGACAGGACGGGCAGCCAGAGGUCAGCACACUCCGAGCAGAAAAGAGCCAGCCAGCCCCCAAUCCUGUCUCUUGUCCACGCCCUUUGUGAUUUCAGUCUUGGUAGAACUUGUAUUUGGAGUUUUGUGCUUCAAAGUUUUUGUUUUUGUUUGUUUCAUUUUUGUUUUGAGGGGGUGGGGGGGAUCCAGAGCAGCUGAUCAAUUUGUAUUUAUUUAUUUUAACAUUUUACUAAAUAAAGCCAAAUAAAGUCU